AGGAGCAGGGAUGAUUGGGACGCUGUUCCUCUUGCCAGGGAGAUCUAUCUGCAUCACAAGCCAGCGGCAGGAGGCAAAAGCAUCAACCUGGCGCCAGCUGUCCAUCACAGCUGGUGGUACCCAGCGCCACCCCUGCCUCCCUGCCUCCCCUUCCAGUCAUCCUCCAUCCCUGCUCUCCUUCCCCACUUGUCCCUCUCACCCUCCCUUCAUCUCUCCUCCUUUAUCCUCUUUGUGAAACCCCCUUUGCCUCAAUUUGGGGCACCAGCUCUAGGAGGGGGUUCUCAAAUACCUCCCCAUCACCAACUCCCCACAUGGUGCUCACCCUCCUUGUCUCUGCGUACAAACUGUGCCGCUUAGGUAUGGCCAACCAGGAGACCCUGGCGGCAGUGCCCACCUAUGAGGGGGUGUGGGCACAAAGUCCCGGGCCGUACCAGGAGGUCUCCCCCGGGGUGAGCACCGACAUCCAAGCUGCCCUGCACAGGAUCCUGCCCGAUUUGCACCAGGCCAUCUCUGCCGUCAAGCAGGCUGCUGGCCCCAAAGACCUCCAAGCCAGCAUGGCGGAAAUCUUGACGCUGGUGGAGGAAGCCUGGGUGAUGCCCACAGUCGGCAGGGAAGUUGCCAAGGGUCUGUGCGACGGGAUUCGCCUGGAGGGCGGACUGGAUCUGCUGCUUUCCUUCCUGCAGUCGGCAGAUCUGGAGACCAAGUGCCAAGCCGCGAAACUGCUGGAGCAGGUCCUGGUGGCUGAGAAUCGGGACCGAAUUGCUCGGAUCGGUCUGGGGGUGAUCCUCAACCUCUCCAAAGAGCGGGACAGCCCCCUCUUGGCCCCGAGCACCUCCGGCAUCCUGGAGCACAUGUUCAAACACUCAGAGGAGACCUGCUUCCACCUGAUCUCCGACGGCGGUCUUGACGCCAUCCUCUACUGGUGCCGCUGGAGCGACCCUGUGGUGCUGCGCCACUGCGCCACGGCCCUGGCCAACUGCGCCAUGUACGGCGGGCAUGCCAACCAGCGCCUGAUGGUCGAGAAGAGGGCUGCCGAGUGGCUCUUCCCGCUGGCCUUCACCAACGAGGACCAGCUGAUCCGGUUCUACGCCUGCCUUGCCAUCGCCGUUCUGGUCACCAACAAGGAGAUCGAGAAGGAGGUGGAGCGGUCGGGGACUCUCGCUUUGGUGGAGCCUUUCAUCGCCACCCUGGACCCAGGGCAAUUUGCCUGCACCCUUCUGGGCAGCAGCGACAACAGCCAAGGAAGGACGGCGGACGACUUGCAGCGCCUGGUGCCCCUGCUGGACAGCUCCCGCCUGGAAGCCCAAUGCAUGGCUGCCUUCUACCUGUGCGCUGAGGCGACCAUCAAAGCCCGGCAGAACAAAACCAAGAUUUUUACAGAGAUUGGGGCCAUCCAGAGCCUGAAGAGGAUUGUUUGCUACUCCCCCAAUGGUACCACUUCCUCCUUGGCCAAGAAGGCCCUCCGGGCCAUGGGGGAGGAGGUGCCCCGGCGCCUUCUGCCCUCUGUGCCCAACUGGAAACCCUUGGAAGUGCAGAAGUGGCUCCAGCAGGUCGGCUUUGUCAAGUACUGCCCACAGUUCUUGGAGCAUCAGGUGGAUGGCGACCUGUUGAUGCGGCUGACUGAGGAGGACUUGCAGGCGGACCUUGGCAUGAAAUCCAGCAUUACUCGCAAGCGGUUUUCCCGGGAACUGACUGAACUGAAGACUCACGCCAAUUAUUCCACCUGCGACCGGAGCAACCUGGCUGACUGGCUGGGCAGCGUGGACCCCAAGUUUCGCCAGUACACCUACAACCUGGUGACCUGUGGCAUCGACCGAAACUUCCUCCACCGUGUCACUGAGCAGCAGCUGCAAGAAGACUGCCAGGUUGACGUUGGUUUCCAUCGGGUCCGUAUCCUCAAUGCAGCACGUGAGAUGCUCCACUCCCCCUUGCCGUGCAGCAAUGCAAAAUCCACCUUGGAGGGAACGGAUGUGUUCAUCAGCUACCGAAGAAUGACGGGAUCCCAGCUGGCCAGCCUCUUGAAAGUCCACCUCCAGUUGCACGGAUUCAGCGUCUUCCUGGAUGUAGAGAAACUGGAGGCCGGGAAGUUUGAGGACAAGCUGACUCAGAGCGUCAUGAGCGCGCGCAACUUCAUCCUGGUCCUUUCCUCGCAUUCCCUGGACAAGUGUAUGGAAGACGCCGAGUGCAAAGAUUGGGUGCACAAGGAAAUUGCCACAGCCCUGAGCUGUGGAAAAAACGUCAUCCCAGUAACAGACCAUUUUGAAUGGCCUGACCCCGAGACGCUUCCUGCAGACAUGCGAGCCGUCCUGAAAUUCAACGGCAUCAAGUGGUCCCACGAGUACCAAGAGGCCACCAUUGAGAAGAUCAUCCGGUUCCUGCAGGGCCGUUCGUCCCGCGAUUCUUCUGCUGGAUCAGAGAACAGCCUGGAAUGUACGCCCCCAAUGGGUCAGACCUAGAAUUGGCAGGAGCAGCCCCCAACUGCUUCCUGCUAGGAGGAGGAAGGGGGCGGCAGGAGUCCUUCUCUUUUCAACUUAUGGUAGCAAAAGAGGUGGCGCUUGAAACAUUAUCCCCUCCCUGCCUUGUAGCAAAAAAGCUCUGAUGCUUUCGCGGUGCUGCUUGCGGCUUCGGGUUGCUCCCUCUUUGGCACAUGCCAGUGUGAAAGUUCCGCCGAGUUGGGGAAGGAAUCCGAUUCCCAUCAGUCUGGAUAGUCCUUUGCUGACUCCCCCGCAUCUUAUUGUUUGAUACUUUUCAGCCAGCUCUUAAUCCUUUGGGACUUGUGAUCAGGUAGCCUCUUCCUCCUUAGGAGUCUUUGUAAAGGGUGGGGUGGGGGGAAUCUUCUAUAAAAAGUUAUCAGCUUCUUGGUAA
Molecule: messenger RNA, 2865 nt
Organism: Sphaerodactylus townsendi
Lineage: Eukaryota; Metazoa; Chordata; Lepidosauria; Squamata; Sphaerodactylidae
Gene: SARM1
Product: sterile alpha and TIR motif containing 1
Exons: 9
Coding region: 312-2456 (714 amino acids)
Biological process (GO): signal transduction; negative regulation of MyD88-independent toll-like receptor signaling pathway; response to axon injury
Cellular component (GO): dendrite
Molecular function (GO): NAD+ nucleosidase activity; signaling adaptor activity; protein binding
Source: RefSeq, a predicted model, not a curated record